Messenger RNA from Ceratotherium simum simum (southern white rhinoceros), 1652 nucleotides. It is a transcript of the gene DNAJB13, whose product is annotated as DnaJ heat shock protein family (Hsp40) member B13. NCBI's taxonomy places the organism in Eukaryota, Metazoa, Chordata, Mammalia, Perissodactyla, Rhinocerotidae. The record is from RefSeq and is a predicted model, not a curated record. Gene Ontology annotation, cellular component: cytosol. Gene Ontology annotation, molecular function: protein-folding chaperone binding.
CCAAUCUUUUUGUUUGCUCUUCUAUGAGGCUGAGCUGAGAAGGCAGUUUGCUUAGGCAGGAAGGACUACAACUCCCAGAGUGCCCCUGUACGGUUGUCAGGAGCAACCAAGGAAUGCAGACUAACAGCCCUGCUGGAGUCAGGACUAGCCACUGACUGCCUGCCUGCCUGCCUGCCAGCCAUGGGCCGGGAUUAUUACUCUGUGCUCCAGAUCUCUAGAAAUUCAGAGGAUGCCCAGAUCAAGAAGGCGUACCGGAAACUUGCCCUUAAGAACCACCCGUUGAAGUCCGUUGAGCCAUCCUCAGCAGAGACGUUCAGGCAAAUAGCAGAGGCCUAUGAUGUGCUGAGUGACCCUGUGAAGAGAAGCAUCUAUGACAAGUUUGGAGAGGAGGGCCUGAAGGGCGGGAUUCCUCUGGAGUUUGGAUCCCAGACCCCAUGGACAACUGGUUACGUCUUCCACGGCAACCCCGAAAAGGUUUUCCACGAGUUCUUUGGAGGGGACAACCCCUUUGGUGAGUUUUUUGACGAAGAAGGAAGUGAGGUGGAUUUGAACUUUGGGGGGCUCCGGGGCCGAGGGGUCAGGAAACAGGACCCCCCAGUUGAACGAGACCUCUACCUAUCCUUGGAGGACUUAUUCUUUGGCUGCACCAAGAAAAUUAAGAUCUCCCGAAGGGUGCUGAACGAGGAUGGGUACUCCUCUACCAUCAAGGACAAGAUCCUCACCAUUGACGUGAAGCCUGGUUGGAGGCAGGGCACACGUAUCACCUUCGAGAAGGAAGGGGACCAGGGCCCCAACAUCAUCCCAGCCGACAUCAUCUUCAUCGUAAAGGAGAAGCUACACCCUCGUUUCCGCAGAGAGAAUGAUAACCUCUUUUUUGUGAACCCCAUCCCCUUGGGCAAGGCUCUGACCUGCUGCACCGUGGAAGUGAAGACCCUAGACGACCGUCUGCUCAACAUUCCCAUCAAUGACAUCGUCCAUCCCAAGUACUUCAAGAAGGUGCCAGGUGAGGGGAUGCCGUUGCCUGAGGACCCCACCAAGAAGGGAGACCUCUUCAUCUUCUUCGACAUCCAGUUCCCCACCCGCCUCACACCCCAGAAGAAGCAGAUGCUGCGCCAGGCAUUGCUGACAUAACUCUGGUGGGCUGGGGGCAGGACCAGGAGGAGGGGAACGCUAGUUGGGCCUUACCCAGCUCCUACUCCCACAGCCUCAGGGUGUGCAGGGGAGCCAGCCCACUGUGCUGAUGUGACGGGAGGCUGGGAUGGCAUGGGACUUUUAAACUGACACAAUAAAGAUUUAUUUCCUUUCCUCCAGCUACACCCAGGAGAGUGUGUUGGAGGGAGAGGUGUGUCUUAUAGCCCUUCUUGUGGAACAGAGGGAAGGGCAGGGCCCAAGAAGCCAAGAACCUGGGUCCUUGUCCUGGCUUUGUGGGCGUGGCCAUGUCCCUGAGGAUUCAGAGCCUCUGUGCUCCCACCUUGAUAGCGUGGGGCAGUGCUAUGUGAGGGUCCCCAGCUCUGCUCUGAUUUCUCAUGACACACGAUCUUUACAAGGGGCUGACUUGAGAGCAUGAUAUGGUGACAUUGUUCUCAGGAAAACUGAAGGACAAAGAGAAAACACUUGUCCCAGGUCACACAGGGCUCAGUGGCAAAGCUGUC